Molecule: messenger RNA, 1293 nt
Organism: Schistosoma turkestanicum
Lineage: Eukaryota; Metazoa; Platyhelminthes; Trematoda; Strigeidida; Schistosomatidae
Source: the annotation of a GenBank genome assembly
AUGUGGAAGGGUUUUUCAUCAUCAUCAUCAUCAUCAUCAUCAUCAUCAUCAUCAUCAUCAUCAUCAUCAUCAUCAUCAUCAUCAUCAUCAUCAUCAUCAUCAUCAUCAUCAUCAUCAUCAUCAUCAUCAUCAUCAUCAUCAUCAUCAUCAUCAUCAUCAUCAUCAUCAUCAUCAUCAUCAUCAUCAUCAUCAUCAUCAUCAUCAUCAUCAUCAUCAUCAUCAUCAUCAUCAUCAUCAUCAUCAUCAUCAUCAUCAUCAUCAUCAUCAUCAUCAUCAUCAUCAUCAUCAUCAUCAUCAUCAUCAUCAUCAUAUCAUCAUCAUCAUCAUCAUCAUCAUCAUCAUCAUCAUCAUCAUCAUCAUCAUCAUCAUCAUCAUCAUCAUCAUCAUCAUCAUCAUCAUCAUCAUCAUCAUCAUCAUCAUCAUCAUCAUCAUCAUCAUCAUCAUCAUCAUCAUCAUCAUCAUCAUCAUCAUCAUCAUCAUCAUCAUCAUCAUCAUCAUCAUCAUCAUCAUCAUCAUCAUCAUCAUCAUCAUCAUCAUCAUCAUCAUCAUCAUCAUCAUCAUCAUCAUCAUCAUCAUCAUCAUCAUCAUCAUCAUCAUCAUCAUCAUCAUCAUCAUCAUCAUCAUCAUCAUCAUCAUCAUCAUCAUCAUCAUCAUCAUCAUCAUCAUCAUCAUCAUCAUCAUCAUCAUCAUCAUCAUCAUCAUCAUCAUCAUCAUCAUCAUCAUCAUCAUCAUCAUCAUCAUCAUCAUCAUCAUCAUCAUCAUCAUCAUCAUCAUCAUCUCAUCAUCAUCAUCAUCAUCAUAUCAUCAUCAUCAUCAUCAUCAUCAUCAUCAUCAUCAUCAUCAUCAUCAUCAUCAUCAUCAUCAUCAUCAUCAUCAUCAUCAUCAUCAUCAUCAUCAUCAUCAUCAUCAUCAUCAUCAUCAUCAUCAUCAUCAUCAUCAUCAUCAUCAUCAUCAUCAUCAUCAUCAUCAUCAUCAUCAUCAUCAUCAUCAUCAUCAUCAUCAUCAUCAUCAUCAUCAUCAUCAUCAUCAUCAUCAUCAUCAUCAUCAUCAUCAUCAUCAUCAUCAUCAUCAUCAUCAUCAUCAUCAUCAUCAUCAUCAUCAUCAUCAUCAUCAUCAUCAUCAUCAUCAUCAUCAUCAUCAUCAUCAUCAUCAUCAUCAUCAUCAUCAUCAUCAUCAUCAUCAUCAUCAUCAUCAUCAUCAUCAUCAUCAUCAUCAUCAUCAUCAUCAUCAUCAUCAUCAUCAUCAUCAUCAUCAUCAUCAUCAUCAUCAUCAUCAUCAUCAUCAUCAUGUUAA